Dichotomopilus funicola is the source of this 840-nucleotide messenger RNA. RefSeq lists its product as uncharacterized. The record is from RefSeq and is a predicted model, not a curated record. Gene Ontology annotation, cellular component: membrane. The coding region runs from base 1 to 840 and encodes 279 amino acids. NCBI's taxonomy places the organism in Eukaryota, Fungi, Ascomycota, Sordariomycetes, Sordariales, Chaetomiaceae. The transcript has 2 exons.
AUGGCGGGCCGGCAGGCAUUCCGGUUCGGGACCGACCUCUGGGACCCGACCCACCGGUUCGAGACGUCCUGGCUGCUAUCGCCGUGGGCGCUCUUCUUUUGCAGAGCCCUUAUCGCUCUCUACAUCUUCACAACCAUCCUCUUUGUCCUCGCCUGGCAGUGCGCCCACGCCGGCUGCGCGGCCUCCCAGGCCUCCUUCAGCUACUUCACCAACCUCACCUACUGGGGCCUCGGCUUCUACUUCCUCGCGGCCGCCACCCACACCUUCACCUACGCCCGCUCCCCAACCGGCCACGCCCUCCUCGACCGCUUCCCCCGCCCGCUCCAGGCCCUACACUCCGCCUUCUACACCACGAUCAUCGUCUACCCCUUCAUCGUCACCAUCGUCUUCUGGGGCCGCCUCUUCUCGGGUCACUGGUGGCCCGAGGUGUUCACCGGAUGGAGCAACGUCUCCCAGCACGCGCUCAACAGCGUGUUUGCGCUGUUUGAGCUGCUCGUCCCGCGUACGCAGCCGCCGCCCGCCGUGCACAUGCUCUGGCUGAUCCUGCUCCUGGCGCUGUAUCUCGCCGUCGCGUACAUCACCAAGGCCGCCAAGGACUUUUAUCCGUACGACUUCCUGGACCCGAGCUCGCAGGGCGCGCUGGUGGCGGCGUAUGUGUUUGGGAUUGCGGUCGGGUGUCUGGUUGUGUUUGGCGUGGCCUGGGGCGUGAUUUGGCUGCGGGGGUAUGUGACCGAGACGAAGCUGGGGAAGCAGGGGAAGUUUUCGAGGGGGGAUAGGGAGCGCGGCGGGCAUGGCGGUGGAGUUGGAGACGUGGAGAUGGUUAAGCCGUCUUCGUCGUAA